CUGUUUUCUUAAAAUAAAAAUCAAACUCCUCAAGUUUUUUUUACUCCUCCCUUAAAAUACAACACAGUACUUCGGUAUUUUUCAUCAUUUUUUGCUCUAAUGGUAAUAACACAGUUAAUCAUUUAAAUUCAAUUCGAAAACAAAUAAGUGGCAAUUCUAAAUGGCUUUUCGAAAAAUGGUACGAGUGGUUCUCUUAGCUUGUCUACUGCAGGUUAGUUUGCAGACCACUAUUGUGAUUGACAGCGGAUCUGGACUGGUCAAGGCUGGAUUUGCAGGUGACAGUGAACCGCAAGCUGUGGUUCCCGACGUCUGCGGCAGACCAAAUGACGGCUCAAAUUCAAACGAGUGGCUUUAUUUUGGACAGGAGGCUUUGGACACACCAGGUGUCAUAAUCGACUACCCAUGUCAACUUGGGUUUGCAGAGUUAGAAGAACCACUGGCCCAGGUCUGGGACUAUACAUGCAAAGAAGUUCUCAAUGUGGGAACUCCUGGAGAUAAAGUUGUCAUCACUAUGAGUCCGAAAGCUAGUGACUCGUCGAUUGCAGCAAUGAAGUCAUUGGCCAAGACGUAUCUAGGAUCAGCAACAGUCGAAAGUGUGAGCACAGCUGAAGCUUGUCUGAAGAAUGUGGGAAUCCAAACUGCUUUGGUUGUGGAAUCCGGACAUUCAGUGACACAAGCAACUGCAUUUAAAGAUGGUGUCAUGAUAGGCCAGACAGUUCUGACUGAGAUUGGAGGCCAAGAUGUGUCAGAGGCACUGGCUAGCCUGAUGGGACUGCGCUCAGGAGCUACCCAAGAAACAGACACAAUCAAAGAAGCCAUUUGUUACGUGGCAGAAGACUUCACCAAUGAAGUCGCCAGAAGAACCAACUUCAACACUCCGACCGGCGACAGAAUCGUUCUCACUGACGAGAUCUUUACGGCGCCUGAAAUUUUGUUCAGUUAUCAGGGGUGGGGACCAGCGAAAGAGUAUGACCCAAUUCAGAAUCUGAUUGUGAAAGCCAUCUCUUCUGCUCCUGCUGACCUCAAGGCGGAUCUCUAUUCCAACAUCAUCCUGUCUGGAGGUAACACCAUGUUUCCUGGAUUCGUACAGCGACUAGCCAAAGAAAUAGAGGCCAUAGCAGCUGAUGGCCAGAGUUUCCAGCUCAUCGCUCCUCCGAAUCGAAAGUUUGGAGCAUGGGUUGGAGCGACCAAGUGAAAAUGCUGAAUCAGAGGAGUGAGGGCCUCUUCAGCUAGUAGGGGUGUUUGUCGGGCGGGGUAAAAAAAUUAAUUUGAUGUAAGAUGGAUAAGA
Messenger RNA from Symsagittifera roscoffensis, 1288 nucleotides. RefSeq names its product actin, cytoplasmic-like. The transcript is spliced from 4 exons. The record is from RefSeq and is a predicted model, not a curated record. Bases 161 to 1195 code for a protein of 344 amino acids. Lineage: Eukaryota; Metazoa; Xenacoelomorpha; Acoela; Convolutidae.